CUCUCACGAUGUCGACUAGACUGUUUCUGUUUCUCACUCUUGUUGGGCAAAUAAUGGCUAAAAAACCUCCUGAUCUGCAGUGUGUUGUGAUUAACCUGGAAUAUGUUAACUGUUCCUGGAACCUGCAGGAAACUCCAGACGUCAAUUACACUUUUUCCAGCCGGUUUGAAGGAGAGGAGGAAAGUAGCUGUGCUGAAUAUCUGUUAGAGAACGGAAUAAACAUUGGAUGUAGGCGUCCCUACACCAAACUCCAGAGAUUCGACACAUUUUACACCAAACUGAGCGACGGCAGUCAGGUGUUUCAGAAGGAACUUGAGCUUAAAACUAAAGUGAAAUUAAACCCACCAACCAACGUGACGGUAAAGAAUGGAUCUGAUUUUAACCUGUGGUUUUACUGGAACCAUACUGUCCCCAAAUGUGUCGACAGUGAAGUACGAAUCAGAAUCAACAACAACGACUGGGAGAUUUUGUCAGUGUUUCAUAAGCAGAGUUAUUGCCAAAACUUGCCCUCCAGCAGCUCCAGAUAUGAGCUGCAGGUGAGGAGCAGAAUAGAGGAAAGCUGUGGAAAGUCUGAAUAUUGGAGCGACUGGAGCGAGCCUGUGGUCUGGGGAUUCAAUAACACCACAGACACAAAUAUAAGAAAUAAUGGAAUAUCAGUGUGGACAGCAGUGCUGUAUGCUGUGGGUGCCACCACCCUCAUUCUUCUGGUCAUGAUCUUACUGCACAAUGAACGGGUUAAAAUCAUCCUAAUCCCUCCGCUUCCCAAGCCAGUACUGAACUCUCCUGAUGUCGAGGAUUGGUUUCGUUUCCCCAAAGGCCUUAUUAAAGAUGGAUUUAAUAGCACCUUCAAUGAGCGAGCCUGCACUGUGCGCGAGUACCAACCUGUCUCACGGUCCGACAGCAACGGCUCUGACAGCUCCAACCUUACCACCUCCACCGAUCAAACCGACUGCUCUAUCACCAUCGCAGGGGAUGAACAGGAGAACACGUCUGCACCUUUUUACACCGCUGUAAUCGCCUCUGAGGAAGCACCGAAGGUUUCUGUGUAAAUCUAGUCCGAGGCAAAUUGAAACUUGUUUAAAUUGAUAAAUUGGAUAAUUUGGAUAAAUUUCAUGAUUUACUAUGGCAAGAGGACAAUGGAGUGUAGAAAAACAAAAAUAAAUCAAGCAAUUAAUAAAAGAUAGAAUAGUUUAGGGUUCUAAACUCCAUAAAAGCUUUUGGGGGGAAUAUAUGUCCCGUGUAAAAUAACAUCAAGGUUAGUUGAGUAUAUUUACUUGCAAAAAGACAUUCUCAAUGAAACAGCAUUGGGGUCUGUAAAGGUAGAUGAAGCACAGUAGACAACCACACAAUUUCUUUUUUUCCGCCAAGUCAAAUCAACUUAAAUGGAAAU
Cyprinodon tularosa is the source of this 1390-nucleotide messenger RNA. RefSeq names its product cytokine receptor common subunit gamma-like. Gene Ontology annotation, cellular component: external side of plasma membrane. The transcript is spliced from 8 exons. Gene Ontology annotation, biological process: cytokine-mediated signaling pathway. The record is from RefSeq and is a predicted model, not a curated record. Gene Ontology annotation, molecular function: cytokine receptor activity; protein binding. NCBI's taxonomy places the organism in Eukaryota, Metazoa, Chordata, Actinopteri, Cyprinodontiformes, Cyprinodontidae. The coding region runs from base 9 to 1049 and encodes 346 amino acids.